AUGGCGGAGAACGAGUUCCUUGGUUUCGACGAGACGACUGAGGGGGCGUCCGGAGGAAACACGGUGGUUGGCACCAAGCAAAAGGUUGCCAAUCUGACAUCCGCCGUAUCCGACCCGGAAACAGCAGCGAAACUGAAAUCGUUCGUUCGCCAGAGAGACCAGGUAAUGAAUAAGGUGCUCCGAAUCUACGAGGAUGUUAACGUCCAAGCUCCGAUCGAUCCGUCGCACUUGAAAGUGUACGCAGCGAAGCUACACUCAGCGUACGACGAGUAUUCGAAGUACCACAGCGAAAUUAUAGCGAUAAUCCCGGAUGACGAGGUGAAUGCGCAGGAGAAUGAGUACAUCCGCUUCGAAAACUACUUCCAACAUACUUCCGCCGCAGUCGAAGCUCGCAUUUUGCGGACACCCGUCAUCCAAGUGGCCCCACCAGCGCAAGUUGUCGUCCACCAGCAGCCAUUAAAAGCACCGAUCCCGACUUUCGACGGUGAGUACACCAAGUGGCCGAAGUUCAAGGCGAUGUUUCAGGACGUCAUGGCCCAGUCCCGCGACUCGGAUGCGAUAAAGCUCUACCACCUUGAUAAGGCAUUGGUAGGAGCAGCCGCAGGAGUACUGGAUGCCAAGACGAUAAACGACGGCAACUACGCUCAAGCCUGGACCCUGCUAGCGGAACGCUACGAGAACAAACGAGUGAUCGUGGAAACGCAUAUCCGCGGUCUGCUGUCACUCAAGAAAAUGACGUCCGAAUCCCACAGAGAACUGCGAUCCCUCCUCGAUGAGUGCAUCAAUCACGUCGAGAGUCUAGCGUACUUGAAGCAGCAAGUAUCCGGAGUGUCCGAACUGAUGGUCGUCUACCUGCUGACUGCAGCGCUGGAUAAAUCGACACGAAAGCAAUGGGAACAAACCCUGAAGCCAGGUGAGUUACCGCAAUACAAAUCCACGAUAGCCUUCCUGAAGGCACAGUGCCAAGUGCUGGAGAGAUGCGAAGCUGCGUAUUCUCAGACAGCAACGAAGCCAAUUCCGAAGCAGCAGAGUUCAGCGCCGAAGGUUACCAGUCAACGAUCACAUCCGGCGACGACGAGCUCCGAAGUGUCCAACGAGAAAUGCGAUUUCUGUGAUGCUCCACACCGAAACUAUCAAUGCAACAAACUCAGCACGCUAAACAGUGCUGAAAAGUUCGAGAAGGUUCGUUCGGCGAACAUCUGUUUCAACUGCCUCCGAAAGGGACACCGUUCCAACGCCUGCCCUUCACCGAAGACCUGCCAAAAGUGUCACAAGCGACACCACACCCAACUGCACGACGACGAAUCGAACCCGAAGCAAGAAUCCAAGACCGCCACCGUGGCCACUGAACCGAAACACGACGAGCCUGGCCAGGGACAAUUGUCUCCAGUGCCAGCCCCCCAGGCAGUCCCACCUCCAGAAACCGUUACGACCGCCUGCCAUCUGGACAACGCCCACGCUCCGAAAACAGUACUACUGCUGACAGCGGUGGUCUUGGUCACCGAUCGAAACAAUCAAACCCAGCAGUGUCGAGUUCUUCUCGAUAGUGGGUCACAAGCGAACUUCAUCACCGAGAAUAUGACGAACACUCUCGGCAUGGAGAAGAAGCGUGCUAAUGUUCCGAUUUCUGGCAUAAACAAUGUCCGAAGACUAGCACGAGACAAGGUUGAGGUGCAAUUCCAAUCCCGAUGCAGCGAUUUCCGUGCCACACUGGAAUGCCUGGUGACCCCCAAAGUCACUGGAACGAUCCCGACGACCGAUAUCGAUGUUACCAGCUGGCUGCUCCCAGACGGCAUUCAGCUGGCCGACCCGUCGUUCUUCCGAACCGACAAAGUUGACAUGCUGAUUGGCGCUGAGUUGUUCUUUGCGCUAAUGAAGCCAGGGCACAUCACACUCGACGACGGUUUGCCCGAACUACGUAACUCGCACUUGGGAUGGUUGGUUACCGGCACGUAA
Messenger RNA from Aedes albopictus (Asian tiger mosquito), 1956 nucleotides. RefSeq lists its product as uncharacterized. Lineage: Eukaryota; Metazoa; Arthropoda; Insecta; Diptera; Culicidae. The transcript has a single exon. Bases 1 to 1956 code for a protein of 651 amino acids. The record is from RefSeq and is a predicted model, not a curated record. Gene Ontology annotation, biological process: proteolysis. Gene Ontology annotation, molecular function: zinc ion binding; aspartic-type endopeptidase activity; nucleic acid binding.